This is a messenger RNA of Mauremys reevesii (Reeves's turtle), 3083 nucleotides long. RefSeq names its product vegetative cell wall protein gp1-like. The coding region runs from base 15 to 1703 and encodes 562 amino acids. The transcript is spliced from 5 exons. NCBI's taxonomy places the organism in Eukaryota, Metazoa, Chordata, Testudines, Geoemydidae. The record is from RefSeq and is a predicted model, not a curated record.
CACUCUCGGAGGCUAUGGCAGCUGUUGCUGGGGGGGGGCUGGAUCCCGGCUCGCAGCUGACCCUCCAGGGGGCUGUGCUGGGGCUGCUGUUGAGCCACCCGGGGGGCAUCCCCCUGCGGGAUUUCGGGAGGCUCUUCCACCAGCACCAUGGCCGGCGCCUGGAUCUGCCCCGGCACAGCUACCGCUCGCUGCGCCACCUGCUGGGUGACAUGAAGGAGCUGGUGGUCCUGGACGAGGAGGGCAAGGAACCAUGGGUCCGGUGCCGGCGCCCAGUCUGCAACCUGCUGCCGGAGGCCACGCCCCCCAAGAGACGCCUCCAUCAUCCCCAGGUCCACAAGGAGGCGCCACCCGAACGGCAGCUGGCAGAGGCUCCUAAAUCAGCUCCCAGGCCUUGGAACUCCUGCCACCACCUGGCUGCGCCCCCGGGCCACCCGCCGGCCGGAUCUGCCCCUGGGCACCAACCCAGCGCCUGGCUGCCCCGAGCUGCCUCGCUGAGCCGCUUCCCCAGCUCCCGCCUUCCCGUGGCCGCCCCCCGGCAGCUGCCCCUGCUGACCUUUGCCAACCAGCCACUGGGCCUGGCCACAUCCUGGGGGGCUGCCCUGAAUAGCCCCGCACCGGCCCCCAGCCGGCUGCCCCGCCCCACCCGCCCGGCCAGCCCCCGGCUGGACCCCCCCGCGGCCGAGCAGGCCGAGCUGGAGCAGAAUGCCUACGGCGCUGCCUCGGCCACCCUUCCCCUGGACAGCGGCCUCGGUGAAGGAGCAGCUGGCGGCCAUGCCGGGGCGGUCAGGGUGCAGGGCUGGGGUGCAGACGAUGCUCUUUCGGUCUGCCCCCAGGAGCUCCCCAGCGAGGAGACUGGUCUCUCCCCGUCUCUGCCGGAGGCCGUCGUCGCUCUUGCCAGCCCCAAUGUGGCACCGGCCGCCCCAGCUGUGCUCUGUCCGUCUCCUUCCAUCUCUGCCAGCUCCCCAGAGGCCCCCCUGGCUCCUGCAGGCCCAGAGCAGCCCCCUGUCCUUUGCAGCCCUCCCCCAGGGCACAGGAUGGCACCGGGGUCCCCAGCUGAGCUCCCCAUGCCCCCCGCUGCCUCGGCAGCCCCCUGGCCACCAGAGACGGGAUGGGAGCAUGAAUCCACGGGGCCCAUCACUGAGCAGACGGACGUCAUGGAGGGCAUCGCCACAGCUACACCAGCUGCUGGCACUGUGCCAUCUGAACUGGGGGCCGAGCUCUCCCUGCCAUUGGCUCUGGCAUCGUCUGUAUCCCUGUCCCCUGCAGGUUCCCCCUGCGGUCCCACCCCACCGCUGAGCCUGGACCAUGUGGUUGCCACGGAUGCCGUCCUCUACGGCCUUAACUCUGCCCCCAGCUCUGCAAGCUGUCCCAGCCCAAAGCCAUCCUUUUCCCCAGCUUUGCCAGGACCCAUAUCUGGUGUCCAUCCUCUGAUGGCCGUGCUCUCCCCUGAGCCAGCCUGGUCCCCCAUCCAAGAUAUCCCUGGCACCGCAGAUUCCCCCAGGGAGAGAUCACCCUUCAGGCCCCUGCCUCUGGGUGAGCCCAGCUUGGCAUCCCCCUACAAACAUCGGGAGGACGGGGGGGCACCAUGGGCGGCCAUCAAGCCAGAGCCCCGUCUGCCCCGAAUCUCCCCGCCCCACCCCCCACCUAUGGGGAGUAAGAGGAAGCCACCCAAGCGCAAAUCUGACAGCUGUGUCCUUCUGUGAGGUGGGCAUUGUGAGUUGACGGUGUCUGUGUGAAAUUGGCAUGGGGGGCGUGAAAUUGACAUGGGUGGGGACAGCACAAUGGGCUGGGUCAGGCUGGAUAGGAGGAGGGUUGUAGGACAAGCACCCACAUGUGUUAGAAACGCUUCUCUCCUGCUCGGGGAGAGGGAGCCGGAUUCUGCCCUGGCUCCCGCAUCGCCAGCUGAGAGCGGAUCUGGAGUGGGCAGAGAAGGGGAGAUGGUGAGGAGAAAGUGGCAGAGGGGUCGAUGUGGGGUUGGGUGGAGUCUUCACGAUGGUCAGCGGGCCAGUUUGAAUGUAGGUGGAUGGCCCGUAUCCUUGCAGCACCCCAGUGUGGGGCUGGAUUGGCCUCAGUGCCCCCUUGAGGUGGAAGGCAGCUGCCCUCCAAGUGAGGCAGCCAGUUCCCUCCCAGUAGCACUGGUCUGAGUGAGAGGUGGAUUCACUAGCCUAGAGUACAUAGAAACAUUUACUCCUUCCCUUAAAGCUGGGGUCUUUCUGGGAUUCAGCCAUCUGGGAUGGAUCCAGAACCCACCCUCUUUUAGUGUAGGGGCUGGGGCAGAUCUAGAACCCACCCCAGCAUGGUGGUAAAUCUGGAACCCUCUCCAACAGUUGGGACAAUCUGUUGAAUCUAGAACUCACUUGGUUUGGGAAAGGGGGGUCUAGAACCUGUUCCACUUGGUGAGGAAGGGCUGGGAAUCUAGAACUAGUUAGAUUCUGGUGUGGGGCUUCUGGAACACACUCCGUUUGGUCAGGACAUGUUGGGAUCUGGAACCUGUCCCUCUUUGAAUCUAGAACCCCCUCCAUUAUGUGGAGGCCUGAGGAAUGUAGCACUGAUUCUGGUGGAGAAUCUAGAACAUGUUCCAUUUUGUUGUGGGCUGGGGAAUCUAGAACCCCCUCCAUUCCCUGGGGAUCUAGCCCCCACCCCAUUUCGGCAGGGGCAUGCUCACACCCAGUGUUAUGGGGAGCUGGCGGGAGAGGGUCUGUGGCCGCUCUGGAGCCAUAUCAUUGCCCUGAGCAAAGGAAAAAUGUUAUUUAAAUAUUUAUAUUCCCACCCCUUUGGGGGAAUCUUGUCUUGUUUUUUAUUUAAUGAAUCUCCAGCUGUUCUCUCAAUAAAAAUUGCUUCCUGAAUAAUCUCCUUUCUGCAACAUUUUUCUCAUCAGGGAGGGGAAAAUCCAUGAUCUGGUAGGGAAAUCACCUCUUAAAGGUGCUAGAGCAGAGUGACCCUUGGCUUGCAGAACCUAGAACCCAGCAAGGCUAUGUCAUCACUGCAGGCUCCUUCACAUAACCCGUUGGGGCAGCGUGUGCUGCAGGGAGGUGACCAGGUUGGCUCAGUGCUGAGUUCUCUCGAGCAACUUUUCCAACUAA